This is a messenger RNA of Girardinichthys multiradiatus, 2586 nucleotides long. RefSeq names its product ras-related protein Rab-8A. The transcript has 8 exons. Lineage: Eukaryota; Metazoa; Chordata; Actinopteri; Cyprinodontiformes; Goodeidae. Gene Ontology annotation, molecular function: GTPase activity; GTP binding. The coding region runs from base 203 to 823 and encodes 206 amino acids. The record is from RefSeq and is a predicted model, not a curated record. Gene Ontology annotation, cellular component: endosome; trans-Golgi network transport vesicle; synaptic vesicle. Gene Ontology annotation, biological process: regulation of exocytosis; neurotransmitter receptor transport to postsynaptic membrane; cellular response to insulin stimulus.
CAUAUCAAAUGUACUCAAGUGUCAUUCCGGGUGGCAACAGUCUCCAAAACGAGCACACCUACCCGGACGGCAGCGGUCUUCCGGAGCCACGACGACGGCACAGAGUGACAGUUGAUUUGUCCAACGGGAAGCCCCGCAGCAGCAGCGACCUCUCAGUCUGUACAACGGGCGGGAUAUCCGCAGUAGUAAGCUAGCUAAUAACAUGGCGAAGACUUACGAUUACUUGUUUAAACUACUUUUAAUCGGCGAUUCGGGCGUCGGGAAGACCUGCGUGCUUUUCAGAUUUUCAGAAGAUGCCUUCAACUCAACGUUUAUCUCAACUAUAGGCAUUGACUUCAAAAUUAGAACGAUAGAAUUAGAUGGAAAGAAGAUCAAACUACAGAUAUGGGAUACGGCAGGACAAGAGAGGUUCAGGACCAUCACGACUGCCUACUACAGAGGAGCCAUGGGCAUCAUGUUAGUGUAUGACAUUACCAACGAGAAGUCCUUUGACAACAUCAAGAACUGGAUAAGGAAUAUAGAAGAUCAUGCCUCCGCAGAUGUAGAGCGGAUGGUCCUCGGGAAUAAAUGUGACGUCAAUGACAAGCGACAGGUGUCCAAAGAGAGAGGAGAGAAACUGGCACUGGAUUACGGUAUCAAGUUCAUGGAAACGAGUGCAAAGGCAAACAUCAAUGUGGAGAAUGCGUUCCUAACCCUCGCUAGAGAUAUUAAAGCAAAAAUGGACAAGAAACUGGAGGGCAACAACCCUCAGAGCAGCAAUCAGGGAGUCAAGAUUUCAGAGCCGCCCAAGAAGAGUAGCUUCUUCCGCUGCACGCUUCUGUGAGAAGACGGAAGCGUCGGCAUCCACCGUCGCCUUAACUGCGUCCCCCACUGGACAGAACUGGACAGAGCACAUUCAGAUGCCUGUUUUACUCCUCCUCCCUUGUCUUCCUUCUAAAUUUAUCUUGUGAUUAAUUCGGUAAAAAAAACAUCCUUCCUCGGUUUAUCUUCUAGUCUUCCUUUACGACACCAGUGGAUUUCGCUGCUGCGGCCUCUGUUAAACACUGACACCUUCGACUUGAAUCCAGAAAUUUUAUUCACGUUUAAAGGUUGUCUCCUGGUGAGACACUGAAGACGAUCAAACCGUUUUUCCUCACAUCUCUAGGCUCAUGUCAUUUAAAAGUUUAUUUAUUUCAUUCUUGCAACCAACAGGACCCCGGAUCCUGCCACAUGUUUGCACUGACAGCCUGGUCGAUUUCUUUUGUUUUUACAUCAACGACAUGUAAAAUGCAGCAUGUAAAUAUAUAUGUGUGUCGCUGAUUAUGAGAAAGUACCUUUUACUCAUCACAGCUACUGUAGGAUUUACAUUUCCUAUCCACCGUUUUCGUUCUUGAUUUCGUAGGCUGAAACAUUCCACGCUUCAAGCAAACACUUUGAUGUGCAAUGUGAUGUAUGUCAUCUGGUUUGUGCUCAUUAACUACUCAGGCGGUUGCCUCGUAGUCGGUGCAGGCCUAAGGAAAAUGAAGAUGAAAGGUCGCACUCAAACCCAGACACCUGGAGGAAUCGCAACAAUGAUGAAAUCAUUGUUUUUUUUUUUUUCUACUUGAUCAACUUGUCCGUUCCAAUGGGGGAACACGUACUCAACAGUUUUCCUGGGCCUUGGAUUGGGGCUGUGCUGUAGCAGUAUUUAUGGAGUGAAACAAAACACAGCACCAAAAUGACAAAGUGCCCUUUUCCUGUUCUUAUUGAGUAUGCACUUUCUCCUUUUUGUUCUUCCUGUUUAUACAAAAAAAAGUUCUUAACAUUUAAUGACUGUUUGUUGUCUUAACUGAAAAAAAAAAAGAUAUUAUUGCACAAGAGAUUUACGCACCUGUUUUGGUCCUUUUGAAAGCACCUGAGCUGUGACGCCUCAGCACUGUAAGCCAACGAGUCCAUCAAAUGUUUACCAAAGCAUUCCCGCUUGCUGGUUGAAUGUUUUUACAGUUCGCUUCAAGCUUCCCUGACGGCCCACGAGCUGCCUGUCUUCAGACGGUCGGCUUGGUUUUUGACCUGCUGUCUUGACAUAUUGUGCGUGGUAAAAGCUGAAAGGAAAAAAGGUUACGCGCAUGUGAUUUAACGCUUAAUAUUUGGAAUUAGGAAGGUGCCGAUCUCCAGAAUUAUGUUCAGAGGACUGAAAAUAGGAAAUUAUUAUAAAUCUGAGUUCAUAUCAUUGUUCUUUCCAAUGAGAGUCUCUAAUUACACGUGGUGCUGUAAAGUUUAGCGAAUCAAACUUGUCACACCAUGUUGUCUAGUUUGGGGUUAACUUAUAGUUUCAGCUUUUGGUUUGCUCUUACCAGUUCAUUGAAGUGUAAAGCACCAUUUGGUUAGUAAAUUGAUUCUCUGUCCUUUAAAAUUCGACAGUGUUUGCAUAUCUUCAACAUUCCUAAAGUAGGUCUGGGAUUUCCUCAGAGAUUAUUGAUGGGCUCCAUGUGGAAUAAAUAAAAUAAAUACUUCAGCAAUUGUAAAUAAGAUCUUCAAUGAUUGUACUGUAGUUUCAUAAAUUCUAUUGAUCUACACUUUUUGUAGAUAUAUGUACCUUUUGAUUUAUUAAAGAGAUUCUUUGAAAUA